Molecule: messenger RNA, 2423 nt
Organism: Penaeus indicus
Lineage: Eukaryota; Metazoa; Arthropoda; Malacostraca; Decapoda; Penaeidae
Product: venom phosphodiesterase-like
Exons: 14
Coding region: 9-2273 (754 amino acids)
Cellular component (GO): sarcoplasmic reticulum; striated muscle dense body; I band
Molecular function (GO): nucleic acid binding; metal ion binding; hydrolase activity
Source: RefSeq, a predicted model, not a curated record
GAUACAGCAUGCAGAGACAGCGCUUGAUGGCCGGGGUGGCCGUGGGUGCGGUCGUCCUGGUGAUGGUGGUGGUGGUCGCCAUGGCCCUGCUGGCGGACGGCGGUGGCCCCAGUGGCGGUGGCAAUAGCACCACCCUGAGCGCCGGCGCCAACGUCCUCCCUCCUCGCCUGGACCCCGCCCUCUGCCCUGAAGGCUACGGCACCCACCCCUUGCUCCUUGUCUCCCUCGACGGCUUCCGCGCUGAGUACCUAGAGCGCGGACUCACGCCCACUCUCCUGGCCGUGGGCGAGCGGGGGGUCCGUGCCCCCUACAUGAUCCCGGUCUAUCCCACCAGCACUUUCCCCAACCAUUAUUCGAUCGUCACGGGCCUGUACCCCGAGUCGCACGGUAUCGUGAGCAACAAGUUCUAUGACCCCGUGUUCCAGGAAGGUUUCAACCUGCGGGACGGGGCGCCGUCGCAGGGCAGGUGGUGGGGAGGGGAACCCCUGUGGAGCACCCUGGGCAAGCAGAAUAAGAAAAGCGCCACCUUCUUCUGGCCAGGCUCGGAGGCGGAAAUCGCCGGCCAUCGCCCGACCCACUGGCGCCCCUACGACGGCAGCGUCCCCGCCGGGCGCCGCAUCCAACAGGUUCUGGAGUGGCUGUCCCUUCCGGCCGAGGAGCGACCAGCCUUCGUGUCGCUGUACUUCUCGCAGCCCGACCACGAGGGGCACGCCUCGGGGCCCGACUCGGAGAAGACUAACCAACAGCUGCUGCAGGCGGAGGAACAGAUGGUUCAGCUGGUGCAAGGGCUUUCCGAAAGAAAUCUGCUCCAUUGCGUGAACAUGAUCGUACUGUCAGACCAUGGGAUGGCAGCGGCAGGGAAGGACCGGGUCAUUCUCCUGCAGGAGUACGUUCCCGAACUGGAAGACGUGGCACUCGCCUACUUCGGCGCCGUCGGCAUGUUCAGCCUGAAGGAUGACAAUGAUGAAAUGAGAGACGAGAUCAUGAGCAACUUGUCUUGCAAGAGGCCGGACAUGCGCGUGUAUAGUCCGGCCGACCUGCCCAAGAGGUUCCAUUUCAGUAACAACCGCAGGAUCUCAGACGUCAUCGUAAACCUCGACGCCGGAAAAAUCGUUACGACAAACAGCUCUUGGUCCAUCGGGGGAAACCAUGGCUAUGAUAAUUACUUCAAGGAAAUGAGGGCGCUCUUCGUGGCUUACGGCCCGGAUUUGCAACAGGGUCUGGAGAUCGAGCCCUUCCAGAACAUUGAGCUCUACAACCUCAUGUGUCAGCUGACGGGCGUGGAGCCUGCAGAAAAUAACGGCACAUGGGGCGCCCUCAACCACGCCCUUGCCCAGCCGCCGCCCACGCAACAACUACAACAGGAGGUUAAGCCCCCGAGCGCGUUCCUUCCCGCGGGUGACGUCAACGACCGCCUCGUUGCGUCCCGGUGCGAGGGCGACUCUGCCGCCGCGCAGAAAUGGCUUUCAUCACUCAAUCUGAAACAGACGCAGGAGCUGGAGUUGGAGGAAUACCACCUUCCGUGGGGCGUCCCUCACACCGGCAGCUUGCCCCUGUCACUCAAGCUCUUGCUCCAUCACGACCACGUCACAGGAUACUCCGAGAAACUGAGGAUGCCCCUGUGGACCAGCUUCACUGUGAAGGAAGGAUUUCCGGGAACAAGUGGCGCUUCUUGGACCGCCGACGUCCGCCUCGCCCCGACGGCUGCGCCAUCUUGCCCCGAACUCAGGGAAUUCACUAGCCAGGGCUUCGCCGCGGAACCCCUAUUUCCUCCCGCCUUCUCCAGGAAUGCCAGCCUUCCAGAGGUGCCUUUCCUCACGAGCAAUGCCCUCGCCAUGAGUCCAUCCUUGGCAAAAAGGUGGAAGGGCUUACUGGAGGAGCUGGUUCCUGCUUGGGUCUCUGCACAUGGCACUCUCAAUGUCGUUCUUGGACCUGUCUUUGAUAACAACACAGACUCUCUGCUUGAUGACAUCUCUAGGCUUAGAUCACCUGAUAUCCCAUCUGAUCUGUUUGCCAUCGUGACUCGUUGCAAGAAACACGUGAAAUCCCUUAACCUGUGUCAGCCUGAUCAGCUGGAUUCUCUCAGCUUUAUAUUUUCACAGUCUCAGUCAGUCAGUAAUUGCCUGACUACUGAGAGGUAUACCUUGGAGUUCAGUGGGCGUGUGAAGGACGUGGAGAUGGCGACUGGGCUAGUGUUCUUCCCUUCCUUGACCUUCAGAGAUCGCCUCAGAGUGCUUCUGCGGACAAAUUCUGUUCUCUGGGCAACAGUUUAGUUGGAAAGACAUACAUAUAUAUGAAUAUAAAUAUAUAUAAAUAUAUAUAAAUAUACAUGUAUAUAUAUACAUAAAUAUGAAUAUAAAUAUAUAUAAAUAUAAAUAUACAUAUAUAUACACAUAAAUAUGACUAUAAAUAUAUAUAAAUAU